CUCACCUCACCUCACCACGUCGUUCGCAUCCGCGUGCUCUGCUGCCACUCCCCGCGCUAUCUAGCUGCCGCAUGCAUGGCGCCCUUCCUCCACCUCCUCCUCGUCCUGCUCGCCGUCCUCCUCCCCGUGCCGAUACCCAGCCUCGGCGCCGGCUACGGGGAGGGCGCGGACACCAUCGACAUCACCAAGAUCCUCGCGGGCUUCCCGGAGUUCAGCAGCUUCAGCGCCAUGCUCAACGAGACCAGCGUCGCGGCCGCCAUCAAGAGCCGCGACAAGGUCACCGUGCUCGCGCCCAACAACACCGCCGUCGCCGUGGCGUUCGGCGGCCUCCCCAAGAUCCCGCGCUCGUUCCUGGCGGACCUCCUCGCGCUCCACGUCGUGCUCGACUACAUCGACGAGCCCACGCUGGGCGCGCUCAAGCGCGGCCGCAUUGGCCAGGGCUCCGUGGUCACCACGCUGCUGCAGGCCAUGCGCGCCGUUCCGCGGGGCACCGGCUUCCUCCGCGUCUUCUCCGGGCCCGACGGCCGUGCCACCAUCUCCUCCGCCGCGCCAGCGGGCCAGCGGAACGCCACCGUCGAUAGGGUGGUCGCCGCGGAGCCGUACAGCCUCGCCGUGCUGCAGGUCAGCGGCUUCGUCGUCCCACCGGGCGUCAGAGUCCCCAAGCCGUUUCCGCCACCAAGGGCGAGCCCACCGGGCGUCAGAGGCGCGCCGAAGCCAUUUCCACCACCAAUGGCGAGGCACAUGGCAGCGCCACCAGGCCGUGCGCCGGCGGCUGCGCCUGGACCCCACCAUGAACCCUUCAUUGGUUCCGGCCCGCUGGUUCCGUCCCCGAUCAGGCCGAUGCCUACACCAAGCCUCACAAAUGGUCCACCGGCGGCGCCAGGGACAGGUGUCAUUCCGAUACCUACGCACGGCGGCAUGGCAUCGAAGGUUCCAUCGGCCGCCGGAGCAGGACGAAGUGCGGCGACCUGGUGGACUGGAGUAGCUGUGGCGCUCGGUAUCAUGACAUGCCUGAAUUUGCAUUUGUAAGUAGGUACUGUAGCUUGCAACAGGUAGGCGUUCGGGUAUGUAUGUUUGGAUCAACUAGCUAGAUCCAUUUCAUCUUUUUAUCGUGCCUAUAAUCUGCAACAAUGCAAUUUCAUUUC
Molecule: messenger RNA, 1145 nt
Organism: Sorghum bicolor (sorghum)
Lineage: Eukaryota; Viridiplantae; Streptophyta; Magnoliopsida; Poales; Poaceae
Product: fasciclin-like arabinogalactan protein 3
Exons: 1
Coding region: 76-1029 (317 amino acids)
Cellular component (GO): plasma membrane
Source: RefSeq, a predicted model, not a curated record